AUGUCUGGAAGAAACUCUGCUGGAAUCGUCAAAUUCAUUGGCUUCACUGCCUUUACCUGUUCAGCUCUGGAAUUAAUAAGAAUCCGAUUGGGUUUCAUUGGAAAGUUAGUGGUGGAUAGGGUGGGAAGAAGUGGUGGCUUAUGCUUGUUUUGGACAGGAAAAAUUGACGUGAAUUUGAUUGAGUACUCACGGAACUACAUUGAUGUUUCUGUUACGUCGCAUGAUUCUGUUAAAUGGCGCUUUACUGGACUAUACGGUGAACCUGACAGUAGCCUUCGACACCAUUUCUGGAACUUGCUGCGGAAGCUUCGUGAUCAGGCCAAUGGGCUGUGGCUUGUGGGAGGAGACAUUAAUGAGAUCCUUUUCGAUCACGAGAAAAGUUGCGGUCCACCGCGUAGUCGUUAUCUCAUGGAAAAUUUCCGUCGAACUCUAGACUACACGGGCCUGUAUGAUUUGGGGUACGAAGGAGCUCGUUAUACUUGGUGUAAUCGGCAUGUACAUGGUAAUUUCACUCAAGCUAGAUUGGAUAGAAUGUUGUGCAAUGAUGAAUGGGAGGAGGUUAGAGAUAAAAUAGCGGAAGUGGCAAAUGAUCUGACCGAAUGGAAUUCUUUGUCCUUUAAAAGGACCCGGUUUGCUAUGAAAAAGAAGAAAGCAGAGUUGGCUGCUUUGGACAAACGUUUGGAUAACCACUCUUGGGAUGAGUACCAAAAAGUUGAAAAAGAGUUGGAUUUAUUCACUUCUCACCGUCCCUCGCAGAACUCCCUUGACCAAGUGUUGAAUAUUGUUCCCAGUCGUGUCCCCCAAAGUAUGAACAAGCAACUUCUGCAUGGAUUUACUGAGGUUGAUGUGCGGCAUGCUUUGUUUCAAAUGAAUCCUAGGAAGAGCCCUGGAAAGGAUGGUAUGGGGGCGGGGUUUUACUAG
Humulus lupulus (European hop) is the source of this 921-nucleotide messenger RNA. RefSeq lists its product as uncharacterized. The coding region runs from base 1 to 921 and encodes 306 amino acids. Lineage: Eukaryota; Viridiplantae; Streptophyta; Magnoliopsida; Rosales; Cannabaceae. The transcript has 4 exons. The record is from RefSeq and is a predicted model, not a curated record.